UUUUUUUCCCCUUCAGGUAUUUGGGUCAGACACUUGGUGAUUAUUAACAUGAUAAAGAUCAUAUCUUGACUGGAGCCCUGAGACACCACUGGAGGGUUCAUUCUUAGCUGGUGCUCCGGGAAAUAGAGAGUUGGGCAGAGUUCCCAUCCUGUGGAGUUUGCAGUCAGAAAAAUCCUCCUCACACCAAGAAAGCUGGCAGAGUAGCAGUUGAUCCACAGUGGGAGCCCAGAGGGGGAAGCUGUUGGCACAGUAAGCUCCUGGCAACCUGGGAUAAAGCACUACUUGCAACAGGAGAAGGGGAGGAAGCGAGUCUGCAUGAGACCAGAACUGCCCAGUGAAAAGCAGCACAGAGCUCAGGGAUUUCCAGGCAGCAACAAGCUUUCCUGUGCCCUGGGCUCAGGCUUGGACACAGCGAGUUCCUGUCCUGAAUGUCAGCAGUGGCUGGUGGGUGACAGAUGUAAGGACACCUGUCUGAAUUCGGGUAAUGGCUCUGACAGGAGGAGCAGCAAACAGAGAAAGCAUUCAACAGUGAAAGAAACAACUAGAAAGCCAUUCCAGAAGUGGCUGUGUGGUAUUUAGAGAGCUGGGUACCAGCUGCAGCAUGCACAGAUUUCCAGAGGUUUCUGUUGAGUGAGGAGAGGGUUGUGUGCUCAGGGUGCUUGAUUGAAGUGGGGCCUCCAGAGCAGCCUGUUCUGUCUGCAGAGACCAGAGAGGUGCAGUUGGUGAGCAGUAUUAAAAAACAGGCCUCACCCAGACGAACCAGAUGCUCUUCUGUGUCUGAGUCCUCUAAUGAUCUCACAAUGAUACUAUGUCACUGAGGCAACUUCUUAUCACUUCAUUAUUUACAUGCCAGCAUCACAAAAUUCUGGAAAAAAAGAAGGGCUUCUUUGGGACAGAGGUGGCAUUUGUAGCAGAUUUUUGGCUCGUAAGCACUCCUUUUGGAAUAGAAAAAGAGAAGACAACUGCUCUACAGACCACCUUAGGUAUCUCUGUCUUUCCCAUAUGUCCCAAGAUGACGAGUUCCCAGUGUAUGCUGUGACCAUGGGGACGAGGUGUCCACCAGAACAUCCCAUGGCAUUCCCAUGACUGCAACAGACUGGAGGUUUUAUUAAAAAUGCCGGGUGAGAAGCAGACUGCAGUGAAAUACUACGUCGGAGUUGACGUGGGCUCAGCCAGCGUUCGUGCGGCUCUGGUGGACGGGUUUGGGACGGUGGUGGCACAUGCAGAACAACCCAUCCAGAUCUGGGAGCCCCGGCCAGACCACUAUGAGCAAUCCUCUGCAGACAUCUGGGCUGCCUGCUGCUCUGUCACAAAGGAAGUUGUCCGUGCAGUGGAUGCCAGCCAGAUCCGAGGGCUUGGGUUUGAUGCUACCUGUUCCCUUGUUGUGGUGGAUAAACAGUUGCAGCCUUUGGCAGUCAACUCUGAAGGACAGAACCAUAGGAAUGUGAUCAUGUGGAUGGACCAUCGUGCAGCGAGCCAAGUCAAGCGCAUCAAUGCCACCCAGCACAGAGUUCUGAACUAUGUAGGGGGAGCCAUGUCUGUGGAAAUGCAGCCACCUAAAUUGCUCUGGAUAAAGGAAAACUUGCCAGAAUCAUGGAAGAAGGUUGGCUACUUCUUUGAUCUUCCGGAUUUCUUAUCUUGGAAAGCCACAGGUGUCACUGCAAGGUCUCUCUGUACAGUGGUGUGCAAGUGGACAUACUCAUCAGAUAGAGGUUGGGAUGACGGUUUCUGGAAAAUGAUUGGCUUGGAAGAUUUGGUGAAGGAUAAGUAUGAAAAAAUAGGACAGCACGUCUUGUCUCCUGGAGAAGCUGUUGGGAAAGGUCUAACGCCAGACGCUGCGAAAGAUCUCGGUCUCCCCGCAGGGAUUGCAGUGGCAGCAUCUCUCAUUGAUGCACAUGCUGGAGGACUAGGAGUAAUUGGAGCAGAUGUGAAAGGACAUAACCUUCCAUGUGAGAACCAGCCGAUUACAUCCCGAGUUGCUAUGAUCUGUGGAACAUCUUCAUGCCACAUGGGGGUCAGUGAAUCCCCCAUUUUUGUGCCUGGUGUUUGGGGACCAUAUUUCUCUGCGAUGGUACCUGGAUUGUGGUUGAAUGAGGGAGGCCAGAGUGCUACAGGAAAACUGAUCGAUCAUGUGGUGCGAGGCCACGUCGCCUUCCCAGAAUUAGAGGCAAAAGCUGCAGCCAGUGCUCACAGUAUAUAUACAUACUUGAACAGUCACCUGGAUCUGAUUAAGAAAUCUUUGCCUGUGGGUUUCCUCACUGUUGAUUUACAUGUUUGGCCAGAUUUCCAUGGUAACAGAUCUCCCUUAACAGAUCUGACACUAAAGGGCAUGGUUGUUGGACUAACGUUGUCUCGGGGUCUGGAUGAACUUGCCCUUAUCUACCUGGCCACAAUCCAAGCCAUUGCUUUAGGAACAAGACAUAUUUUGGAGGUGAUGCAGGCUGCAGGACAUGACAUCACCACGCUGUUCCUGUGUGGUGGGCUGAGCAAGAACCCUCUCUUUGUGCAGAUGCAUGCUGACAUUACUGGCAAGCCUGUUGUGCUGUCCAAAGAAGUGGAGUCUGUUUUGGUGGGUGCUGCUAUUCUUGGAGCUUGUGCUUCUGGGGAUUUUGCAUCUAUCCAGAUUUUCUGCAUUAAGCAAUUUCCAAAGUACAGAAUUGCUGCUAAUGGAAAAGCGAAACAAAUCUGGGAUUUUGAGCUAGUGGAGUGUUCGUGCAAGUGAUUAGGCUGUACAAAAGGAGCAUUCAUCUUGAAAUGACAGAUAAGUGCUAAGGACAGGACUGAAAACUGUAAAUAUGUUAGCACUUUAAGCGAGAGCACAGCUUCAGCACUUGUGAGACUCAUCAGCUGCUGUAAACAAUAUGGAUCUUUGAGCUGAUCUCUGCUGAGAUCUCAGCACAUCAGAUAAUGAUAGAGUUGUUCAUUUUUGCUUCUUCUGUUUUGUUUUUUUUUCCUUUCAGAAAGUACUUUCUGCAGAGAACAGGGCUGUGGUGCUGCCAGCACACACUCACCUCCCUCCUGGAGCAGCCACUGUGGGGAGCAAGGACAGCCCCAGGGCCAGCUCUGCCUCUCCCCAGUUCUGCUCCAGUCAGGAACAGAAUGUGCAGCUGUACUGCCACUCUCCUUGCAGGGCUGUGCCCACCCCCACGGCUGGGGAAGGCUCUUUGAGCUCCUCCAGCCUCAGUUCACAGUCAGGACACUUCUCCGAGAGCGAUUUUUAAAGGAAACGUUCAGGUGGUGGCAACAGUUUCUCCUGUGAGGCUGUGCAAAGAGUUAUCAGUCACUGAGCUGUGACAAUGAAGCCUUUCAUGUUGAGAAAACUGCAUAGGGUUAGGCUUUCAAAUUUAUUGAAAUUAAAUUUCAAUUAAUUUGAAACUAGUAAAUCCCUUUAAAGAGCACACAAUAAAAAGCUGGCAUCCCACCAUAGCUCCCAACACUCACUGACCUCACUGAGGUUCUGCUCAGUGACCUACAAGUGAAAAGCUCCAUGAACCAUUUGGGCCUCUGCUAUUCAUCUCUUUUUCCCAGCUUGAUUCUUUAAAUAAAAGGACAGAUCUUCAGCAGCAGGAAUUGGCUCAGUACUUAGAUCAGCUGAAUCGUGAAGCACAAAGUUCAGUUGUAUCCCAUAUUGGCCAGAUUUUCCUCCUGAGUGUUUGGUAUUGAUUUCAUGGUGUUAGUGAUUUUCAUGGAAUAUGUGAGGAACUGAGGUGCAGAAGGCUUCAUGGGAUCACAGAAUAUUCUGAGUUGGAUGGACCCACAGGGAUGAUCAAGUCCAUUUCUUAAGUGAAGGGCCCCCAAAUGUGGAUCAAAUUCAUACCCUUGGCAUUAUCAGCACCAUGUUCUGACCAGCUGAGCUGAGCUCAGGGCCUGUGUGGCUUGUCCAAGGUUAAAAUUCCAGAGCCAAUGAAUCCAGUGACUACAGUCAUGGAAGGUGUGCUGGGAAGAGUUUUCUCCCUAAGCACUUGAGGAGCAGUGGGUUAGGAAUUUCUCACUGAAGUGGCUGAAGGGGCAAGGCUUGCUUGGAAGCAGGAGCCACAAGGUGCAGCUCACUGGGGGCUUCUUAAAAGGCUGGGAAAAUAGGAUGGGAUAGCAAAAGUGAGAACAUUCCUCUGGAGGGAUUUGGUGUUAUUUGCCUUGCUUGGAGAUAAAAGGAGAGCUUAUAAACCAGCUCCCCAGGCUUCCCACCUGGCCUAAAGUUGGAGGUGGGAAGGUGGUGUCUGUCCUGGGUGCUCUUCUCUGUGGGAUCUCAGCUUUCAGGAUGGUGCUGAGUUGGAUCUCAGGCUGUGACCAGCCCAGCUCUGAUGCCACUGCUGCCUCACUCCCACAGCAAAUUCAUUUUUAAUUCCAACUGGAGUGCUUGCAGGCAGAACCAGCCUUUGUUUUGGGCACGGGCAAUUAUAAAAUGUGCUCUUUUUCUGUUUGCCAAAUGAAUACAAACACUUUCUUAGAACAUCUGCUAAGGGACAAGAUGCCUGAGAUACCUUUAAAACUCCUGCUGGGUGACAGGUUUUGAUUUGCUCAGUAACAGAGGUUAUGGAAUAUUACUGUUAUCAGAGGCUCUUUCUGGCUCUGGGGCAGGUGGGAAUAAAUAGCCCUUGGGUUUGGUUUUAUAUAGAAAAAUGUCAGCCAGAGUGGUGAUGAGGGUAACCUGACGUGUGCCAAUAAAGCAGUUUAUUCCAAAUUAAUUUGUUCAAGUUUGUGCCUACAGGUUUUCUGUGCGAUAAAUGUGUUUGCAGUACAUGGAUAUUGUGCACAUAAAGAGAUUCCUGCUGACAGAGAAGUUUUAGUGCUAAAGGGAACUUUAUUUACCAUUUCUCAGUGGUAUUCAAAAAAGAUACAAGCCAAAGUUUUCAGGAGCAAGGGGAGCAGAGCACCUAUUCUGGUGUGACUUUUGCAGUUUCCUCCUAAACUCUCAAUUCUGUGUCCAUGAGAAUUCCACAACUCAGGCUGAGCUUCUCCCUUGCUGCUAUUAGAGCACAUUAGGCAACUGACUGGCCAUCCCAUCCUCAGAUCAGGCUUCCCAGGUUUUUAAGGAAUCCUUCCCAAAAUAACAUUGUUUAGCAAUAUGUAUCAGCAUUUAAAGUGUUUUUUUUAAGCAAGAGAGCUCCUGGAUGGCAGUUCUAGAGGCAGAAGACAAAUGGGAGCAGUAGUUUCUCAUCCCUGUCUGAUAUUCAGAUCUGGAGAAGAAAGGAUGCUCAGUUUUUAACAAAACAGGACAGCAUCAUCAGCUGAUCACAGAAUCCUAGAAUAGUUUGGAUUGGAAGAGACCUUUAAAGGUCAUCUAGUCCACCCCCCUGCAAUGAUGAGUGUGCUUUGCUUCAGCUUCACUCAGCUCAGUCACUGCUAGCCUUUAAUUUGGGAAAGAAAAAUACUUUCUAGAGCAGUGUGCUGGAAAAGGUUGCUGACCCCUUGUCUGUAGCAAUCAUGGCAAGGAAACCAAAUGCCUUGUGCCAUGGACAGCUGCCUUUUCUGUGCCAUGCAGUCCAGGCUAAACUCCCAACAGAUUUCUCAUUUCUCCUAGGAUUUAUUCUCUGUUCAUCACUCAUUGGAUAUCUCUAUCUCUUAAAUGAUGUUUUUUUUGGACAUGGGAUAUCUAUAAGGUUACUAGAAGGCUCUCUCUAUAUUUUAAUGCAGUUUCACUCUCUGUUUUAAUAUCUCAACCUUCUAUUGGCUUACAGUAGUGAAAGACUCUUCCUAAAGGUCUCUUGUUUUUUAUGAGCCCCUGUCCAGGGUAAUUUCCUAAAUGCAGUCCAGAUUGAGUAAAAUGUAAGCAUAUUUCUGAGGUACAGGGUUUUUUUUAUCUUUUAAUAGUAAACCACACAUCAGAUUAACCAGAUAAAAAAUAUUCUCAAAUCAAAACUCACAGCAGGGAUUUUCCUCAUUAACCUCAGGUAGACACUGGAGCAUGGCAAAGAAUGGAAAGGAAAGGAAAGGAAAGGAAAGGAAAGGAAAGGAA
Messenger RNA from Cyanistes caeruleus (blue tit), 5956 nucleotides. The record is from RefSeq and is a predicted model, not a curated record. NCBI's taxonomy places the organism in Eukaryota, Metazoa, Chordata, Aves, Passeriformes, Paridae.